UUUUUUUUUUUUUUUGACUAACAGCAAGUGAGUUGGAACACUCCAAGUGAAGUGAUGGUGGCCCAGGAAGCUCAUCAGAUACUCACUGCCCAGAGUUUGUCCAGGCUGACCAUGUAGGCAUCCCAUGCUUGGCUUAGACCCAAACCCUGGAGUCCCAAAAUGAAAGCAGGCGUUUUAUAGGAACCAGAUUAUAUAUAUGAUUUAGGUACAGUGAGCCACUCACAGUAGUUCAGGAAUAUCAGAGCACUUCAAGAACCCUAAGGUCUCAGAUGUCGUUCAGAGGCCAGGCUUGCCAGGCAAGCCACGCAGAGGGGGGCAGUCAAGCCUCCUCCUUUCUGCACAGUGGAAGAUUUUCCUCUUCCUCCUAUCUAUUUGUUCAGCCGUUUAUUUAUAUCAGUGCCUUAGUCAUUUUGUGCUGCUAUAAUUAAACAGAAAUGAAAGUUUAUUUGUUGACUCUGAGGGCUAGGAAGUUCAAGACCAGAGACUGCAUGUGGGGUUAUCCUUCUUGCUUGGUGGAGACACCCUGCAGAGUCCCAGAAGGUGCAGGGCAGAAUUCAGAAUCUUAGUUCAAGCUCCUCUGCCUUGAGCCAGUGCAAUCUUGUAGCAUUAGAACCCAUUCGCAUGGCCUUCUUUAAGCUUGCUUAACCUCUCAAAGAGUCUACCUCCAAAUUCCAAAUUAAGUUUCCACCAUCCUAAUACAUUACAUCAGGGAUUCAAUUUUAACACACGUUUGGGUGAGAUCAGUCAGCCCAUAGUAGUUUAUACUGAUUUAUAUACAGUUGUUUUAUACUUUGGGUAAUAUCCUAAAACUCUGUCUGAAGCUUUGGGUCUGGACAGCUCCUCAAGUCAGCCCCUCUCUCCUUUGCUGAGCCUCACUCACUCUCUUUGCUUGGCUUCCACACUCUCUUUCCUGCUACUGCAGGAUGGUCCAGGUUUUUCUUAUGCCCCAGCUCUGGAACCUAACCAUUUAUCCAAAGAGCGCCCUGCUUCUUCUGCUUGGUGUUGUGGUGCUUUAAGGCGUGGAAACAUCCAUUUGUAGAAAAGUUGGGCGAGACAGGUUAGGCGUGAGCACAUCCAGAACCCAUACGAGCUAGAGAUAUGGGUGGAUGCCAUUAACAUUUGGCUAUUUAAUGAGGGCUCAAAGCAAAACAGGAGGCUAUUGUCGCAGCAUUUUUUUCCCUGUUGCAUUUCGUGACUGGUAAUUAUGUAAUAGACCGGAGAGCAUCAUUCCUUUAAAGCCUUUCAACCUCUUUUCUAAGCUCCAGCGAAGAUGAGAGUGUUCUGAAGAGGGAGGGAUCUGUGGGAGAGAAGAGGCUCUAGGAGCGGAAGGCCAUGUGAUAUUUCCGGGGAGAAGAGCUCACAUUCUUUUCCCUCUUUUCCAUGAAUGCUAAUUUGGGUGUUUUAAGAGUUUUUGAGAUGUUGAUGAAGCUCUUCCUAUGGGGGCCGAUCCAAGGUCUUGUGUUCCUUUCCUGAAAUGAGUUCGGCAAUUGAGGAAUUCUCUCAAAACAUUGGAGAGUGUGAUAUUUUAAGUUAGCUCCAGCUUUCCAGAGUAUCAGGGCUCACUGUGUUCAGAUCCCUCCCUCCUAGACAGCAGUGUUCUCUAAGCCUUCCUGAUGGUUUUACUGGUGUUGUGUUGCAUGGAGGCUACCUUCUACUGAGAACUAAAGCAAAGCCUUUUGAAAGGGCAGUGAUUUAUGUGAAUUCAUUAAAAAGUAGAGGGAAACCUGCCUUCCAACACCCAGGAGGAGAACUACUGUGGUCAUCAGUUGUGCCUGGUGUUUAUUUACUACGGUAUCUAGCUUUGGUGGGAAGACAUCACCAAAGGGUGAUGGUUUUAAAAAUGCCCAUCUCUUUUUAAAAACAGUCUUGGAUACUUCCAUACAGUGUGUUUUGGUCAUUUCCCAUACCUCUCCCAGGCCUCUCCCAUCUUCCUCCCCACUGCCUCCCCACUCUGUGUCCCCUUUCUGUUUGUCCCCUUUUUAUUGUCAGUCCACAGAAUUCAAUUUGAGCUGCCCAUUUACUCGCUGGCAUGGGGCCACCUACCAGAGUGUGGUGAGCCUUAAGGAAAAAUGGCUCUUUUCCAGAAGUCAUCAACUGUCAACAGCUGCUCAGUUGGGGGUGAGGGCUUGUGAACCCCUCCCUGCUCAGUGCUGAAUGUUGACUGGCUUGUUCUUCAGUAGGUCUUUUAUAUUGAACCAGAGUUGUUGUAAAGCUCAUGAGUGAAGUGCCCCCUCCCAUCAUGCCCAGAAGAGAAUUUGGUUCUGAUCCUCUUUGACAACCAGUUCUUGCUGUCUUCCCACCCCAUCUUCCACAUUGGUCCCUUGAGCCUUGGGGGAGGGCUGUGAUAUAGAUGAGGGAAGAUGACUGGCACCUUUCUGAGAGCUGUACUAAUUAUAUGGGUAUAAAGAUAAGAAAUUUAGAGGGUAGUUUGAUAAUAUGUCAACUUAAUAGUAGGUUUUUUUCCUGGAGUCUGUGAACUUCUUAACUGUGGGUUCUUGGCCAGCUCUGCAGUACCUGUAGAGCUUUUGUUUGCUUCUGUAGAGCAGGUCUUAAAUCCAGUUACAGAGUAGUUGUCUACUCCCUAACAUUUGCGCCACUAUGGCAUCUGUGGGCAUAUCUUGUCAUACCGGUCAUUAUUAAAGUUGAUGAGAUACAAGCUGGGUAAGCUGUUGAUGCCCUGAGUUCGACCUCUCUGCUUUACCAAGGCCACAUCAUCUAGAGUUUCUGUAGCUGUCUUCAUGGCAAUGAUAGGAAAAUAUACAUGGUUGUGUAUAAGUCGGAGGAUUCUGAAUUUAUAAAGUAUGAAAUAAAAUCUGGGUUUUCUGGUAAUCUAAGUAACUUACAGUGGGCUUAGACUAUGUCUUGGCUGAUGUAAUUAAUUAGCCAUGUAACAAGAGAGUACGCCCUUGAAGGACAGUGACAGUACCAUUGUUUGUGUAAUUUAAAAAAAGAGUUAGUCAUGGAGGGAUUGAGCAUUGGAGCACAGUGGGACUCUUCUGUGGCCUUCUAAAAGGAUUGCUGGGUGUGUAUGUGUUCUUCUCCCCACCCCUCCCACCCCCAGCUAAUAAUUUGGUGGUUUGUAUGAUAAAAGCAUCAGAAGAUAUAGAUGUCACAGUCAAAACACUAUCAAGUUGCUUUUAAAUCUUGGAUGAGCUCAGCCCAACAGGGGUAGCGAGAACAUCUAGAUGUUAUACACCAACUUGUCAGCUGACAUGUUUCUGUUCUGAGCCUUGAUACUUAAUGGUGUCUUUUGUUUGGGUUUAGGUCACCCUUUCCCACGGAAUCUAAUGUUAGCAGGUCUAUUGAAGUUACUUUGGGAAACACUAUAAUUAAAAACAAAAUGUAAACCUACUUAUGUAAAGCACGUAGUCUUUUGCAGUGUGGAUGUUCAUUGUUAGUGUCCAUGAGUGGAAUAUGGUAGCCUUUGGGACUAUGGGAUGUCAUUUGUUCUCCUAACACUUGGAGGCCUUGGCUCUGCUUUGAGGAGAAACCCUGCUCUCAGCUGUGCUUUUGUUUGUUUGUUUUCUUUUUUUAAAGAUGGAAGCAAGUGACAGUGCUGUAGACUUGGGUUUGGUGUUGGUCAGCCUUAGCAUCUCAGCAUGGAAUUAGGGUUCAGAGUUGGCAUGGCAUGUGUAGUUGGUCAGUCCAGUGUCCUGGCAUGGGGCUGGGUUCCAUGUUGGUCAGCCUUUGCACCCUUAGUUUGAAUGCUCUUAUUAGGUCUGUUUAAGAAUUGGAAUGGUCCAGACUUGUAUCAGAUUUCUUGAACUAUUCUAAAAACAAGAUACAAAACCAAAAGAAAACAAAACAAGCACACCCCCCCCCCCCCGCAGCUGUAGACAUCUGCCUGCCCUCUGUGUUAUUCCCACUCAAUAUCUUAAUGUAUGCGGUCAUCCUCUUGUACAUAGUGGAUGGUGUUCAUGCAUGGAGAGAUGUUAUUUUAGCUUCAAAUACAGUGCCUAGCAAUUUGACUGAGUGAAUUUAUUCAGCCAUGACUUUGAUAAUUGCACGUAUUCCAUGCGGUACUUAAAGAAUGCAAUAACGCAGAUGGCUCACUACAAAUGUAUUUCUACAUAUGGGGAGGGACCCCUGAACACACGUCUACUGACCUCCAAAGAUGCAUGCAGUCAGCCAAUUGAGGCGAAAACGUUUUUCUUAGGAUAUUGACAUAAAAUAAUAUUUGUUUUUGGUUGUGCAAUGCCUCUGUCGUGUUUGGAAGUUCAGCAUUUUACAGUGUGUUUUCAUCUUAAGACCUCUUCCAUGGAGAGAAGUUGUCCAGGUGUGCUUAUUGACCAGUGGAUAUUUUGGCUGCUCACUGACAUCUUGACUGUCAGGCUUUCAUGGGAAUUAGAUAUGCCAUAUUAGAGUAGAAAAAGCCAUCUUAAAACAACUCUCUCAACUGAUGGUUAUCUCUGUAGAGUAAGUGGCACACAUCAGGGAACAACUUUGUCCUGAGCUGAGUAGUUUCAGAGGCCAGUGGAGGUUCAGCCAGUGUUGAUGACAUCAUCCAUCUCUCAUUCCAUUAGGCAGCGGCGGGGUAAGCGGGCCUGUGGACUCUGCCUCAUCAUCAGCGUGCUGUGCAAACCACAGCCGGGUGUGGAGCAGGGUGGAGGGAAUGUACAGCUCAAAUCCCCUAGGAAACUGCUACUGACUUUUCCCCUGCUUUGAAGAAGACACCAGCUAUUAAAGGAAGACAUUGAAAGAUCACAUGCUAGAUUCUAAUUCCCUUUUUAAAAAAACAAACAAACAAACUAUGUUCCUAAGGCCCUUUGCCCGUGAGGAAAGUUGGCAUGGAAGGACAAGAGAGCAGCAGCCCGUAUCUGUAUCCUGGCAGCCCAGAGGAGACGAAUGCUCCUCACCCUGGCAGCCUGAAUGCAAACUGGGCAGGUCUUGUUGGCCACAUGCAGGUCCGCAUAGAGAAAGGUGAGGGUGUCCUUCAGGACACUCAUAAUAAACUUGUGAGCUUUAAUUCUGCUGGGCACCUCAUCUGCAUUGAGCAGCGCUUCCACUACAGCCGUGCGUCACCGCGAGACUGCACGGUAAUGAAGCCAAGGCACUGUGGGCCAGAACGCUGCCGCCUGCGAGAGGCAAGGGGACAAGGGCUGGGAGCCAGAGCCACAGAAUUGCUGCUGCUGCUGCUGUUGCUGCUGCUGCGGCCCCCAUCGCUGCCACUGCUCCUGCAGCCAGCCAAGACACAAUGUUGAGUCUACAGGAUUCUGUGUUUUUUGAAAUUAGCAUAAAGUCCUUGUUAAAGUCUUGGAGCAGCAACUCUUCAGCACCAGUCAGCAAAGUGAAUAAGUUCUGUGCUGCCGCCGCUUCCACCUUCCACUCCACUCCGGGAAGAAAGAGCGCCAUCAUGUCAAGCAUCACGAUUGACCCGGAUGUCAAGCCCGGUGAAUAUGUCAUCAAGAGUCUCUUUGCAGAAUUUGCUGUUCAAGCUGAAAAGAAAAUUGAAGUUGUAAUGGCUGAACCCUUGGAAAAGCUGUUAUCCAGAUCUCUUCAGAGGGGUGAAGAUCUGCAGUUUGACCAGUUGGUAAGCUCUAUGAGCUCCGUAGCCGAGCACUGUCUCCCCUCCUUACUCCGAACCCUGUUUGACUGGUACCGACGCCAGAACGGAACCGACGAUGAAUCCUACGGGUACAGGCCUAGGUCGAGCACAAAGUCUAAGGGAGAUGAGCAGCACCGCGAGAGAGAUUACCUCCUGGAGCGGCGGGAUUUAGCCGUAGACUUCAUUUUCUGUUUAGUUUUGGUAGAAGUUCUAAAGCAGAUUCCUGUUCAUCCUGUGCCCGACCCCUUAGUCCAUGAGGUUCUAAACCUAGCUUUUAAGCACUUUAAACACAAGGAAGGAUAUUCAGGGACCAACACGGGGAACGUGCAUAUCAUUGCGGAUUUAUAUGCAGAGGUGAUUGGCGUGCUUGCCCAGUCAAAGUUCCAGGCUGUGAGGAAGAAGUUCGUGACUGAGCUGAAAGAGCUGCGGCAGAAGGAGCAGAGCCCACACGUGGUCCAGAGCGUCAUCAGCUUGAUCAUGGGGAUGAAGUUCUUCCGAGUGAAGAUGUAUCCCGUGGAAGAUUUCGAAGCAUCCUUUCAGUUCAUGCAGGAAUGCGCUCAGUAUUUCUUAGAAGUAAAAGAUAAGGACAUAAAGCACGCACUUGCUGGUUUAUUCGUGGAGAUCCUUAUCCCCGUAGCCGCUGCUGUUAAAAAUGAAGUCAAUGUCCCCUGUUUGAAAAAUUUUGUGGAGAUGCUGUAUCAGACUACAUUUGAACUUAGUUCCAGAAAGAAGCAUUCGCUGGCUUUGUACCCACUAAUUACCUGUCUUUUAUGUGUCAGUCAGAAACAGUUUUUUUUAAAUAACUGGCAUAUUUUCCUACAAAACUGUUUGUCACAUUUAAAGAUACCAUCUAACAACAGUAUCAGAAAACAAAUAGAAACCCUGCAGAAUAAAGACCCUAAAAUGUCUCGAGUUGCACUGGAGUCUUUGUAUAGGCUGUUGUGGGUUUAUGUAAUUAGGAUAAAGUGUGAGAGCAAUACUGUAACGCAAAGUCGCCUGAUGAGCAUAGUGUCUGCUCUUUUCCCAAAGGGCUCCCGCAGUGUGGUCCCCCGUGACACCCCUCUCAAUAUAUUUGUGAAGAUCAUCCAGUUCAUUGCUCAGGAACGUUUGGAUUUUGCAAUGAAAGAAAUAAUAUUUGAUCUUCUCAGUGUUGGAAAGUCUACAAAAACUUUCACCAUUAAUCCAGAGAGGAUGAACAUUGGCCUGCGAGUCUUCCUCGUCAUCGCGGACAGCCUGCAGCAGAAGGAUGGAGACCCUCCCAUGCCCACCACAGGAGUCAUUCUUCCCUCAGGAAACACUCUUCGUGUGAAGAAGAUUUUUCUCAAUAAAACCUUGACAGACGAAGAGGCCAAAGUCAUAGGAAUGUCCGUUUACUAUCCUCAAGUAAGAAAAGCAUUAGACAGCAUUCUCCGACAUUUGGACAAAGAGGUUGGGAGACCAAUGUGUAUGACCAGUGUGCAGAUGUCCAACAAAGAGCCUGAAGACAUGAUUACGGGGGAAAGAAAACCCAAAAUCGAUUUGUUUAGAACCUGCAUUGCUGCAAUUCCAAGGUUGAUUCCCGAUGGUAUGAGCAGAACGGACCUCAUUGAGCUGUUAGCAAGGCUCACAAUCCACAUGGAUGAAGAACUGCGGGCGCUGGCCUUCAACACCCUGCAGGCUCUGAUGCUUGAUUUCCCAGACUGGCGCGAGGAUGUGCUUUCAGGCUUUGUAUAUUUUAUCGUUCGUGAAGUGACUGAUGUCCACCCCACCCUUCUUGAUAACGCUGUAAAGAUGUUGGUACAAUUAAUAAAUCAAUGGAAACAGGCAGCUCAGAUGUACAACAGGACCCAGGACUCCCAGCACGGCAUUGCUAAUGGAGGCCCUCACCCCCCUCCUCUGGAAAGGAACCCAUAUUCCACUGUGUUCCAUGUGGUCGAAGGCUUUGCCCUGGUCAUCCUCUGUAGCAGUCGGCCUGCCACGAGAAGACUGGCAGUCAGCGUCCUUCGAGAGAUACGGGCUUUAUUUGCACUUUUGGAGGUACCUAAGGGUGAUGAUGAGUUAGCCAUAGAUGUGAUGGACAGACUGAGCCCAUCCAUUCUGGAGAGCUUCAUCCACCUCACGGGGGCCGAUCAGACUACUUUGCUGUAUUGCCCUAGCUCUGUAGAUCUGCAGACAUUAGCAGAUUGGAACUCUUCUCCCAUCAGCCACCAGUUUGAUGUGAUCAGCCCCUCACACAUUUGGAUAUUUGCACAUGUGACCCAAGGCCAAGACCCAUGGAUUAUAAGUCUCUCCAGUUUCCUAAAGCAAGAAAACCUUCCCAAACACUGCUCUACAGCCGUGAGCUAUGCGUGGAUGUUCGCAUACACCAGGCUGCAGCUCUUGUCCCCCCAGGUGGAUAUAAAUAGCCCCAUCAAUGCUAAGAAAGUAAAUGCCACCACGAGCAGCGACUCGUACAUUGGCCUGUGGAGAAACUACCUGGUCCUCUGCUGCAGCGCAGCCACCUCCCCGUCCCCAUCAGCACCCGCAGGCUCCGUGAGAUGCUCUCCUCCCGAGACGCUGGCGUCCACCCCUGACAGUGGCUACAGCAUCGAUUCCAAGAUCGUUGGCAUCCCGUCCCCUUCUUCCCUGUUUAAGCACAUAGUUCCAAUGAUGCGCUCUGAGAGCAUGGAGAUCACAGAGUCCCUCGUUCUAGGCCUCGGCAGGACCAACCCGGGAGUCUUUAGAGAAUUAAUAGAGGAGUUGCAUCCCAUCAUUAAAGAAGCACUUGAAAGAAGGCCAGAGAAUAUGAAACGGCGCAGGCGUCGAGACAUUUUACGAGUACAGCUGGUACGGAUAUUUGAGCUGUUGGCGGAUGCUGGUGUCAUUAGCCACAGUGCAAGCGGCGGCCUUGAUAGCGAAACUCACUUCCUCAACAACACUCUCUUGGAGUACGUGGACUUAACGCGACAACUUCUGGAAGCAGAAAACGAGAAGGACUCCGACACCCUGAAGGAUAUCCGAUGCCAUUUCAGUGCCUUAGUGGCGAAUAUCAUUCAGAAUGUUCCGGUGCACCAGAGGAGAAGCAUCUUUCCCCAGCAGAGCCUGCGUCACAGCCUGUUCAUGUUGUUCAGCCACUGGGCGGGCCCCUUUAGCAUCAUGUUCACGCCCCUGGACAGAUACAGUGACAGGAAUAUGCAGAUCAACAGACACCAGUACUGUGCGUUAAAGGCUAUGUCUGCUGUACUGUGUUGUGGCCCUGUUGCAGAUAAUGUGGGACUGUCAUCAGAUGGCUAUUUGUACAAAUGGCUGGAUAACAUUUUGGACUCUCUGGAUAAAAAGGUUCACCAGUUGGGCUGUGAAGCAGUCACGUUGCUGCUGGAGCUGAACCCUGAUCAGAGCAGCCUGAUGUACUGGGCCGUGGACCGAUGCUACACCGGCUCCCGGAGAGUAGCAGCCGGCUGCUUCAAAGCCAUUGCCAACGUGUUCCAGAACAGGGAUUACCAGUGUGACACAGUGAUGCUCCUAAACCUGAUACUGUUUAAAGCAGCUGACUCUUCUAGAAGUAUCUAUGAAGUUGCUAUGCAACUCUUGCAGAUCCUGGAGCCGAAGAUGUUUCGCUAUGCUCACAAACUGGAGGUUCAGAGAACGGAUGGAGUCCUCAGUCAGCUGUCCCCGCUGCCACAUCUCUAUUCUGUGUCUUAUUACCAGUUGUCUGAGGAGCUAGCCCGAGCAUAUCCAGAGCUCACUCUCGCCAUAUUCUCAGAGAUCAGCCAGCGGAUCCAGACGGCACACCCCGCGGGGCGGCAGGCCAUGCUUCAUUACCUACUGCCCUGGAUGAACAACAUCGAGCUGGUCGACCUCAAACCUCUGCCUUCAGGGAGGCGGCAGGAUGAAGAUGAAGAUGACUCCUUGAAAGACCGAGAGCUCAUGGUGACCAGCAGGCGCUGGCUGAGAGGAGAAGGCUGGGGCUCCCCACAGGCCACCGCCAUGGUGUUGAACAAUCUCAUGUACAUGACAGCGAAGUACGGCGAUGAGCUGGCCUGGUCGGAGGUGGAGAAUGUGUGGACCACCCUUGCAGACGGCUGGCCAAAGAACCUGAAAAUUAUUUUGCACUUUCUGAUCAGCAUCUGCGGAGUGAAUAGCGAACCAAGCCUCUUGCCUUACGUGAAGAAAGUCAUCGUCUACCUGGGUCGAGACAAAACCAUGCAGCUGCUGGAAGAGCUGGUGAGCGAGCUGCAGCUCACGGACCCCGUCAGUUCCGGCGUCACGCACAUGGAUAACCCGCCCUACUACCGCAUCACUUCCAGCUGUAAAAUCCCUUCCGUCACCUCAGGAACUACUUCCAGUAGCAAUACAAUGGUCGCUCCCACAGAUGGCAACCCUGACAGUAAGGCCCUAAAGGAGAACUUUGAAGAGAGCUAUGUGCACCUGGACAUCUACGGGGGACUGAACAGUCAUUUAAACCGGCAACACCACAGACUGGAGUCCCGAUACAGUAGCAGCUCCGGAGGGUCUUACGAAGAGGAGAAAAGUGACUCAAUGCCACUUUAUUCUAAUUGGCGCCUGAAAGUGAUGGAGCACAACCAAGGAGAGCCACUGCCCUUCCCGCCAGCUGGAGGCUGCUGGUCGCCACUGGUGGAUUACGUGCCUGAAACAGCAUCUCCUGGAUUGCCUCUACACAGGUGUAACAUAGCCGUGAUCCUGCUGACAGAUCUGAUCAUUGACCACAGCGUGAAGGUGGAAUGGGGAAGUUACCUCCACCUGCUGCUUCAUGCAAUUUUUAUAGGGUUUGAUCACUGCCACCCUGAGGUGUACGAGCACUGCAAGCGCCUGCUGCUGCACUUACUGAUAGUGAUGGGACCCAACAGUGACAUCCGGACUGUCGCCUCUGUCCUCCUCAGGGACAAGGAAUUCAAUGAGCCCAGGGUGUUGACAGUCAAGCAGACGGCACACUCAGAUUACACGUUCACAGCAGGCAUUAACGAUUUUACACCCGAUUACCAGCCGUCCCCUAUGACCGACUCAGGGCUUAGCUCCAGUUCUACCUCCUCUAGUAUCAGCUUAGGAAACAACAGCGCUGCCAUUUCACACCUCCACACCACCCUCCUCGGCGAGGUGGACCUCUCAGUGGAGCAGGAUGGAAAAGUCAAAACCCUCAUGGAGUUCAUUACCUCAAGAAAACGAGGGCCCCUUUGGAACCAUGAGGACGUUUCUUCCAAGAACCCUAGCAUCAAGAGUGCUGAUCAGCUCGCCACGUUCCUGAAGCACGUGGUUUCCGUCUUCAAGCAGUCAAAUGCAGAAGGAAUACACUUGGAGCGUCAUCUCAGCGAGGUGGCCCUGCAGACGGCCCUUUCGUGUUCUUCCCGACACUAUGCUGGGCGAUCCUUCCAGAUUUUCAGGGCACUGAAGCAGCCCCUGUCUGCAGACACACUCUCCGAUGUCCUCUCCCGGCUGGUGGAGACUGUAGGGGACCCCGGAGAGGAUGCACAGGGAUUUGUGAUUGAACUGCUUCUCACCUUGGAAUCUGCAAUUGAUACCUUGGCUGAAACCAUGAAGCACUAUGACCUGCUGUCUGCCCUCUCUCAAUCCUCAUACCACGAUCCUGUCAUGGGAAACAAGUAUGCAGCUAACAGGAAAAGCACUGGCCAGCUCAAUCUAAGCACAAGUCCCAUUAACAGCAGCGGCCAUUUGGGAUGCAACGGGGACACAAGAAGUAACUCUUUGAGGUUAAGUCUAGUUGGUGACCGCAGAGGUGACCGGCGGCGGAGUAACACACUGGACAUAACGGAUGGACGGAUAAACCACGGUGGUAGCUUGGCGAGGACUCGAAGCCUUUCCUCGCUGAGAGAGAAAGGUGUGUACGACACGCAGCCCCCGACGGAGCCGAGCAACCUGAUGGCCACCAUCUUUUGGAUAGCAACAUCUCUGUUAGAAUCCGACUAUGAAUAUGAAUACCUCCUGGCUCUCAGGCUUCUGAGCAAACUGCUCACCCACUUGCCUCUGGAUAAGUCAGAGAGCCGGGAGAAGAUCGAGAACGUACAGAGCAAGUUGAAAUGGAGUAACUUCCCCGGCCUUCAGCAGCUCUUCCUUAAGGGCUUUACCUCAGUGUCUACCCAAGAGAUGACCGUGCACCUCCUCAGUCAGCUCAUUUCCGUCUCCAAACACACACUGGUGGAUCCGUCCCAGGUGUCAGGCUUUCCUCUUAACAUCCUCUGCUUACUGCCUCACCUAAUCCAGCAUUUUGACAGCCCAACUCAGUUUUGCAAAGAGACAGCUAGCCGGAUAGCAAAGGUCUGUGCGGAAGAGAAGUGCCCGACGCUGGUGAACCUGGCUCACAUGAUGAGUUUGUACAGCACACAUACCUACUCCAGAGACUGUUCCAACUGGAUCAACGUGGUGUGCCGGUACCUGCACGACUCUUUCUCAGAGGCGACCUUCAGUCUUGUGACUUACCUGGCAGAGCUGUUAGAAAAGGGACUGUCCAGCAUGCAGCAGUCGUUGCUACAGAUCAUCUACAGUCUGUUGAGUCACAUCGACUUGUCUGCGGCCCCGGUCAAGCAGUUUAAUCUGGAGAUCAUAAAGAUCAUUGGCAAAUACGUACAGAGCCCGUACUGGAAGGAAGCCCUCAACAUCCUGAAGCUGGUGGUGUCUCGCUCUGCAAGUCUUGUCGUCCCCAAUGACAUCCCCAAGGCCUACGGAGUGGACGUAGGCUCUCCCGAAAUCUCCUUCGCUAAAAUUUUCAAUAACGUCUCGAAGGAGCUGCCCGGCAAGACCUUAGAUUUUCACUUUGACAUCUCUGAGACACCUAUCAUUGGGAACAAGUAUGGAGGCCAACACAGUGCCGCGGGAAGGAAUGGGAAGGCAAAGGUGAUCGCAGUCACCAGGAGCACGUCCUCCACCUCCUCUGGCUCCACAUCCAACGCCCUAGUUCCUGUCAGCUGGAAAAGGCCACAGUUAUCACAGCGGAGAACGAGAGAGAAGCUGAUGAGCGUGCUUUCCCUCUGUGGCCCCGAAUCUGGCCUCCCCAAGAAUCCCUCCGUUGUGUUUUCUUCAAAUGAGGAUUUGGAAGUCGGGGACCAACAGACCAGCUUGAUCUCCACCACCGAGGACAUAAUUCAAGAAGAAGAAGUUGCCGUCGAAGACAACAGCAGUGAGCAGCAGUUUGGCGUCUUCAAGGACUUCGACUUCUUGGAUGUUGAAUUGGAGGAUGCAGAGGAACUGCAGGGGGAGAGCAUGGACAAUUUCAACUGGGGAGUCCGCCGGCGCUCGCUGGACAGCAUUGACAAAGGAGACACACCAUCCCUCCAGGAGUACCCGUGUUCCAGCAGCACCCCCAGCCUGACCCUGACGAACCAGGAGGAUACCGACGAGUCCUCAGAGGAAGAAGCCGCCCUCACCGCAAGCCAGAUCCUGUCACGCACCCAGAUGCUGAACAGUGACUGUGUGACGGAGGACAUGAUGCCCGAGCACCAGGACCUGCUGCAGUCUCAGGAUUCUGCUAGCAGCAACACGACAGAAGACGUACUGCAGAUCAGAGACGAGACCCCCAGUUUGGAGGCCUGUCUAGAUAAUGCUAGCAGCCAGCUGCCUGAGGGUACAAGUUCAGUAUUAAAGGAGGAACACGUUACAGCCUUUGAAGACGAAGGGUCAUACGUUAUUCCAGACCAACAGGACCCGCUAGUAUGUCGAGGGAUUCUUGAUUUAGAGGAAACUGACAUGCCAGAGCCUCUGGCCCCUGAAAGCUACCCCGAGUCCAUCUGUGAAGAGGAUGUCACCUUGGCUUUGAAAGAGCUGGAUGAACGGUGUGAGGAGGAAGAGGCUGACUUCUCAGGGUUGUCCAGUCAAGAGGAAGAUGAACAAGACGGCUUUCCAGAAGUGCAAACCUCGCCUCUCCCGACCCCCUUUCUGUCUGCCAUAAUAGCAGCUUUCCAGCCAAUGGCUUACGAGGACGAGGAAGAAGCGUGGCGUUGCCAUGUCAAUCAGACGCUGUCGGACACAGACGGGUCCUGUGCGGUGUUUACUUUCCACGUGUUUUCAAGACUGUUUCAGACAAUUCAAAGGAAGUUUGGAGAGAUAACGAAGGAGGCUGUGGGCUUUCUUGGUGAGAGUCUACAGCGCAUUGGUACCAAGUUUAAAAGCUCAUUGGAAGUGAUGAUGGCCUGUUCUGAAUGCCCCACUGUCUUUGUGGAUGCCGAAACGCUGAUGGCGUGUGGCUUGCUGGAAACACUCAAGUUUGGCGUCUUGGAGCUGCAGGAACAUCUGGAUACUUACACCACCAAGAGAGAAGCAGCCGAGCAGUGGCUAGACAACUGCAAGAGGACAUUCGGUGCCAACGAAGACAUAUACAGGAUGAACACCAACGCGCAUCAAAUGGGAAUUCUAGCAGAGCUGGAGCUCUGCAGAAGGUUGUACCGGCUGCACUUUCAGCUGCUGCUUCUGUUCCAGGCCUACUGCAAACUCAUCAACCAAGUAAAUACCAUCAAGAAUGAAGCAGAGGUCAUCAACAUGUCAGAAGAACUUGCCCAGCUGGAAGGCAUCCUUAAGGAAGCUGAGGCCGCUUCGGAAAAUGAAGAAAUUGAUAUCUCCAAAGCGGCCCAGACCACGAUAGAAACUGCCAUUCACUCUCUGAUCGAAACCUUGAAGAACAAGGAAUUUGUAUCAGCUGUGGCACAAGUCAAAGCUUUCAGAACCCUCUGGCCCAAUGACAUCUUCGGCAGCUGUGAUGACGACCCUGUGCAGACUCUCUUACACAUCUAUUUCCAUCACCAGACACUAGGCCAGACAGGCAGCUUCGCGGUCAUCAGCUCAAACCUGGACAUGUCAGAAGCUAACUGCAAACUGAUGGAACUUAACCUGGAGAUCAGAGAGUCUCUCCGCACAGUGCAGUCAUAUCCGCUCCUAGCACAGACCAAACCAGUUGGAAAUAUGACGAGCACUGGAUUCUGAGCAACUUGCAACCCUCAAGAGGGAGUAAGCUGAAGAUGAUCAAGACUGCUAGCCAAGCACCUUUUAGGAACCCUUGUGCUUCAUUGAUAACUUUGGGGGCAGCACUUUUAACUGUAGUCUACUAACUUCAAAAACAAACAAACAAAACUGAAGAAAAAUAUCUAACUGCUUAACUGCUGCCGAGACCUCCACAGCAACUGUAUGAAGAAGGAAUUUUUUUUUAUUUUUAUUAACCUAUGUGAAUAAGAAUAAGGGCUAAAAGUGACACGUACAAACUACAUUACUCUGGAGAAAAGAAGAAAUUCCAAGGAUGUUUGCAAUAAUGGCCCCAAGAUGUUGCAGGGCAGGGUGAAGUGAGGCUGGGAUGGGACCAACUCCUUUUAGCUGAAGACCUGCGCCUGCAGAGCCACUUGGAUUUCCAGCCACCAUCAACACAGAGUUGACACUUAAUGAUCAACUUGACCACCCAGUCAGACAGAUAACACAGACUUUUUGCAAAAAACAAUUGGGUCUGGGGUUUUUGUUUUUUGCGACUGACGGGAUAAGGGUUUGGGGUGUUUGGGUUUUUGAUUGUUUUGUUUUUGCUUUUUGGUUUAUUUUGGUCUGUAUAAGGAAUUAUGUGUGUGUGAGUUGGAGUGUGUGUGUAUGUGUGUGACAGUCCUAUUUUCAAGGUGUGGAUGUCUGGUGACAGCUUCUCAGAGCAUGCCUAAAAGAGCACUGCAAGAUUAUUUUUGAAGAAAUUUUAUUUUAUUAGAUCUAACUCUUCAUAGUGUGUAAAUGUUAGAACACUUUAAUAAUAUUUUAAAACUGGGUUUUUCCCAGUGUCUCAAGAAAAAAAAAAGAAAUAAUAUAUCUGUUAACGUUAGUGGACUCUGCUGCUCAGCUCUCUGAUCAGUGCUUGUGUCGAUGUUGAUAACUAACCAAAGCAGAUGCCUGCAGAGACUUUAAAAUUGUAAAAUAAAGAUGGACGCUGCCCGCCGGCGCCUCUCAUUACACAAGUUAACUUAUUUCACUCGGUAACUACUAUAGACACCGCCUAGACUAAAACCUGUAUUUUCUUGUACGUUCGCGCCACACGCUGUUACAUCAGAGAACAUGUCCAAAGCUAAAGGAAAAGUUGUGGUCACUGAUGGAGUGUAUGUUCUGCGGGCCCUGAAGGGCUGCGGACUUCAAGAGAAGAGAUGCAAAUGAACUUGUGUGUUUACGCAGGACUCAAACUUGUUUCAGGCUAAAGGAACCUUGGGGAUAUGGGGGACACAGACAGGAAGCCUGAAGACCGACUCCCAGACCACACAAUGUCCUUCUCCACUGUCUAAGUCUGUAACAUAACAAACGGGAUCCUGUCUUCUUCUUUUCUAAUAGAAUUUUGUAAAGGAAAUGAAUGUAGCCUCCCAACGCCUCUGAUUUGAAAGGAACACCUUGUAUUUUUUUAUAUGCAUCUCUUCUCCACUGUGACUUUUGUUUGCAAACUGGGCUCCGAGGCUCCAGAGUUUGGAAUAGAAAUGAAUUGCUUAGCUUUGCCUUUCCCUGGGGGCAUGGCCCCCGACAGAAAUGUAAUUAUGCUCAAGUGCAUUAAUCAAGGCCACUGUGCACGCCGUCGGACUGCUGACGUAGUUAUGAUUCCUGUAAAACUCCAUAACUGGUCACAGCACGUUCAUAAUCACUGUACUUUUUUGACCCAGAUAAAAUUAUUUUAAUGGUGUUCUGGUACUGUAAAUGGUGUCCUUUAAAUUAUUAAUAACUCUUGGGCUGAGGGGGGCAGGCACAGGGAUGGUGUCCGGAGACACACCACACUUCCCAUCCCCCUCACAUCCUUUUUGUUAAAAAUAAAAAAGCACUGUAGCUGUU
Messenger RNA from Mus musculus (house mouse), 16297 nucleotides. It is a transcript of the gene Fryl, whose product is annotated as FRY like transcription coactivator. Lineage: Eukaryota; Metazoa; Chordata; Mammalia; Rodentia; Muridae. The coding region runs from base 5195 to 14449 and encodes 3084 amino acids. The record is from RefSeq and is a predicted model, not a curated record. The transcript is spliced from 64 exons. Gene Ontology annotation, biological process: cell morphogenesis.